AUGAGCGGUCCCUUUGGCCAAGGCAAAGUUGUUAGCACGAUAAUUGUGGUACCGACUGCAGAUGGGUAUGGGGCAACCAAUCUUGCUUUGUGUUCGACUUGUGGCGGUGGAGAAGAGUCCGAGGUUAUGGCGUCUCAUGCAGACCUUGCGCUGGGAGCACAAGGUAAUCGCUUGCUCCGAAAGAAGAAACAGAAAGGGGAACUAUCCGAACAGUUGUUGACCAGUAUAUCACAAGGAUACCAAGAAGCUUUCGAUAGAAAUAGCGAAGCAACGAUGGCUGCAAAAGCAACAUAG
Molecule: messenger RNA, 294 nt
Organism: Cylindrotheca closterium
Lineage: Eukaryota; Bacillariophyta; Bacillariophyceae; Bacillariales; Bacillariaceae
Source: the annotation of a GenBank genome assembly